UGAUAUUUCAUUUUAUUUGUUAUUUUGUUUUUAUUUGGAAUAAAAAAAUUUCGUUUGUUUUUUUUUAAAAAGUGAAUAUUUUUAAUAAAUUCAUUAUGAAUUUAAUACAUAAUAUUUCAAAUAACAAAGUGAUUUAUGUAUAAACCAAUUAAAUACAACCUUGGAAUAAGUACAGCAGCAGCAGCAGCAAUUUUAAAUAUUGUUAAUACAAUUUUUUUAUAUUUAAAACAAAAUGGAGCCAUCAAUAUUGAUUGAUGAACGCCAAGAUAUACAAAAGAAAACAUUUACCAAAUGGAUCAAUUCACAUUUAAUCAAGACCCAGUGUACGCCGGUCAAUGAUCUAUUUUUGGAUUUAAGAGAUGGUCAUCGUUUGUUGGCCCUACUAAGUGUGUUAACAAAUACACAAUUGAAACCAGAAAAAGGUCGCAUGCGUGUACAUCAUAUCAAUAAUUUGAAUAAAGUUUUGCAAGUGAUACAGGAACAUGGUGUUAAACUUGUCAACAUAUCCAGUGAUGAUGUGGUGGAAGGCAAUCCCAAACUAAUAUUGGGCUUAAUCUGGCUUAUAGCCUUAGAGUUUAACGGACAAAAUCUAGUCAAAUCACAUUCCAGUAAUGGCGUUGAGAAGUCAUUACUCAAUUGGGCUAGACAGUUUUGUGAACCGAGAGGUUUGAAGCUUAAUGAUUUCUCCAACAGUUGGUCGGAUGGUCGUGCUUUUCUUAUGAUAUUGGAUGCUCAUCUACAGGAGGUAGAUCUUACGGCAGCCUUAACUAAACAUCCUUUGGCUAGAUUGAGAACUGCCUUCGAUUUGGCUUAUAGUUAUUUUAAAAUUGAAAAGCUAUUAGAUCCUGAAGAUGUGCACACUCACAAGCCGGAUAACAAGUCCAUACAAAUGUAUGUUAUGUGUCUGUAUCAUGCCAUGGAGACGAGAAAAUCUCUAGAGGACUCAGAAGAAUUACAGGACGAAGAUGAUAUGCAGGAAGUAUUAUUGUAUAAUGAAAAGGCGCAGGAAGCUUAUAGAGAAACUGUGAAUAUAACCGAUUUAGAUGAAAUACCUUUGGAUAGCAAUGAAGAACAACAUUCCGAUAUAAGUUCGACGGCAAAUAGUAAUACCGACUCGGGUAUUAAGACCAAAUAUCAUAGUGAUACCAUUAAGAGUAUUAUGGAUAUAGAAAUGGAUCAACCCAAAACCUUAUCUUAUCUAAUGAAAGAUGACAAGUCUAGGCCACAUAGUUUGGCCACAAAUGUUUCCAUAGAAAUCACCACCUAUCAGGCGGCUUUAGAAGCUGUUUUGACUUUACUGCUGGAAGAUGAGCAGAUUUUAUCCGAAGAGUUAAGUGAACCCACCGAUUUCCUAACAGCCAAAGCCCAGUUUCAUGAUAACGAACAAUUCAUGUUAAAACUUACCGAACAUCAGCAAUAUGUAGGCGAGGCUUUGGAGGAAGGCUCAAAUCUGAUCAACGAAUCUCAGAAAUCAGCAGGCCUUUCGCCAGAUGAUCAAAACGAGAUAAGACAACAAAUGGUUUUGUUGAAUGAAAGAUGGGAGACCUUGCGUUUGAGAGCCUUAGAUGUCCAGGCUAAGAUACUUAUGCGUUUGGCCGAGUUUCAAACUCAGCAAAUAGAAAAACUUAAGAAUUUUCUUACCAACAUAGAAGAUCGUAUUUCCUUAAUGUCCGCCCUGGGUCCUUCACUCAAAGAGGCCGAGUAUCAGAUCCAGGAAGCUCAUUUGCUUAAAGAAGAUCUUAAACAUCAACAGGAAUUGGUGGAUAGUUUGAGUAAUAUGGUAGUUAUUGUUAACGAUGAAUCGGGUAAUUUUAAUGAUUUGGAAGAUAAACUUUCGGCUUUGGGGGAAAGAUGGUCUCAUGUGGUAAAAUGGUGUGACUUAAGGCAAGAAAAGCUGCAGCAAUAUAAGUGUCUUACCAGAUGGUUAGAUACCAGAGAACAGGAUCUUAAGCAUAUGGAAAGUAAAGAUGUUACAGAUUUGGGCAGUAUUACCAAGAGAAUGAAUGAUCUGAACUAUUGUGCCAAGGAUCUUUUAGAGUUGGAGCGUUACUUAAUAGAUUUAAGACAAAUGGUGGCGGCCACACUGCAAGAGGGAGAUGUUAAGGGAGAACAAGUUUUAAUGCAGUUGGAGAACUUUGAAGAUCGGCUAGAUGCUUUGAAACAAAUAGUAGAAGUACAAACCGAAAGAAUAGAGCAAAAAGGUUUUAAAUUUGGACGCGAUCGUGCCUCCUAUGAUGAUUCACGUGUGGUGAAACCUGAUAACUGGAUAGAUUUCCAAUUUAUUAUUAAAUUUGGUGAAGAGGAAGAAGACGAAGUCGAAGAGGAAGGUGAGAGCGAUCAUGCUAAUCAUAUUAAAGAAAAAUCUCCCUUAGCUUGCAAAAAACGCAAAAUAAGAAAUUCAGAUAAUUUCUAUUUGUUGGAGGGUAAGAUUUUAGAAGCUUUCGGCUUUAUCGAUGACUGCGAGGAGCGUCUUUCCCAAAUACAAAGACAAAGUUUGCGCAACCAAUCGGAAUUUCUUAACAAAUUGGAAAAGGAAGUCAACUCUCGCAUAGACAAUACACGGGAAUUGAAAGAUCUAUAUGAAAUCUGUGAAAAAGAAGACGUAAGUCGCAAUCUUAUAAUGGAAGCUUCUCAGAUAAAGAAUAUAGAACAGCGUUACCAACAGUUGAGAAAUACCUUGGAAAAGCAAGCCCGAGAUUGUUUAAAAUUAUUGGAGAAAGAAAAAUUCUAUAAUAGUUUGACAGGUUUCAAAUUGGUUUUAGCCGAUUCCCGCGACUGGUAUAAACAACAUUCCAAUACGGCUUCUAAAGCCGAUCUUGAGCAAAGACUUAGUGAUAUGGAGUCUUUAACCAUGGAGAUACAACAGGCUAAAGAGAAAACUAAUUCUCUUACUGAAGACCUGCAAGAAUGGAAGCAGGAUUUUAAUAUAUUCUAUGAAUCCUGGAAUGAUAUGAAAAAGGCCAUUAUUACACUCAUACAAGAGAAAGGAGGUCUGGAUGAGGUUCAGGAAAAGUUGCAAAACUUACAAGAAUUUGUUAGCAAAGUACAAGAAACCCAAAUGGUGGUGGACUCUUUGGAACCUAUGCAAAAGAGACUUAAGCAAUUAAAUAAAAUUAAUGAUGAUUUAGAUAACCUCAGAGAGGACUAUGAUUUCAUCAAACAAAGAAGACCCGACUCUUUGAGUUCGGAAUUCCAAGAGAAAUGGCUGAAAGCUCAAGAACAAAUCAAUGAAAGAAUUAUUAAACAAACUACCGCCAUCGAAAAUCUAAAUCAUUUCACCGCCGAGUAUAAUGCCAUCAUGGCGGUAUUAAGAAAACUAGAAGCCAAUCUUAAGGAUGAGGAGAACUUCAAUGAAGAUUGCAAAACCAGCAACAGCACCACGGAAGCACAAAACUCCAUGGAAUUGCGCAAAGUAGAGAUAGAUGUUAUCAGUGCUCGCAAUUUCAGUGAAAUCAUAAUCAAAGAUGCUCAACCUCAACAUCGGGAACAUUUGAUGACGCAAAUUAAAGAACUUAAUGAGUUCUUUGUACAAAUCCAAGCACUCCAUAAAGAGAAUUUGCAAAAGAAGGUACAAGUGCAGGCCCAAACUGAGGAAAUAUUCGAAAGACUUAUACAAACCGAAAAAUGGCUGGAUGAUCUACACACAAAUACCCCAAAAACCUCUAUCGGAGAAAUACAAAACUCCAAUGAGUUGUUCCAUCUGAAAACAAAAUUCCAGGCUCUGAAAGAGACCUGCGAAAAGGAAUCGGUGAAUUUUAGAGAAUUAAAUGAAUUGGGAGGAGAAUGCUUAUUGCAAAUUGAUGAAUUGAAAUCGAGAGGAGUGGAAAACGUAGACGAGAAAUACAAUAUGUUGGCGAAGAAGUUUACCCGUUUAAAUGCCCGCUGGACGGAGGUAACGGCUUUGGUGUAUAAGAAAUGUGCUCUGCUCGAGCAUAUCUCUACUCAACUUGGUGAAUUUAAGAAAUUCAUGGUUUCUGAAUCGGGUUAUUUGGAUCGUUUGGAGAAUAAGAUGCGCUCAACGCCAGAAAAUGCCGAUGCUGAGGAAAUCAUUGAGGAAUUAGACGAUUUAGAGAACGUCCUACGAGGACAUUCUGACGAUUGGUUGGAAAAAAUUCAAGAAAUUGGUCACGAACUAAUUACCCAUGAAUUUAUGGCCGACUCUAUACGCCAAGAGAUCAAUACCAUAGUCGAACGUUGGACCCAACUACAACAGAAAGCCAAACAACGAGCCGAAAUACUCGAACAAGAGGUAAACGAAGCCAAACAAUCCGAAAAAUGUGUCGAACAAUUUGAAUCGUGGUUAACACGGGUCGAUGAAAUCCUCAGCGAACAUUUGGAAAAUGAUGUGACCAUAGAAGAUUUGCCCGACGAUUUUCAACAACUGGCCAUGGAAUUUAAAGAGAAUGAAAAGUGUUUCCAGGAAAUUGAUGACCUAAUAGCAGAGCAUCAACGUAAUGGUAAGGUGGAGGCGGCCAAUCGUUUACAGGAUCAAUUAAAUUUGCUGGAAUUGCGUUAUAAAUCUUGCCAAUUGAAAUUGAAUAAAUGUACGGCUCCGCAACCGGCCUAUGAGUCGCGUUUAAAUAGAGCAGUGGCUGAAUUGAGAAAUGUAGAAAGAUCAACUUUGGUUUUAGAUGUAGCCACUGCUGGUCCUUCAACCGUGCAAGUGCAAUAUCAAAAAUGUUUGCAAAUCUAUAGGACUUUAUCGGAAAUAAAACCGGAAAUCGAAAGCACUAUAAAGACUGGCCGCAAAGUAUGUGAGGAUAAAUUUACCAAGUCCCCCAAACAGUUAAGUCAAAGAAUAGAUGCUCUCAAACACCUCUACAAUGCUUUGGGAGAAAAUGUCACCCAAUCGAAGAUCUUUUUGGAGGGACUAAUUAAACUAGCUCAACAAUUAGAUGAAUGUUUUGAAAUAGCCGAAGAGUUAACCCGUAAAUUUGAAGGUCAUCAAGAAAUCCACAAUCGUAACUCUAUAUUCUUAGAAUUUGAAAGUAUUCUACAGAAAUGUGAAGAUAUUUAUGAGGAAUAUGCCAAAUCUUGUGAUCAAGUGUGCAUGGAAGAUACACGUCAAAAGAUUGAUGAUCUCAAGGUAACUUACUUGAAGCUAACCAGUGCUGAUGUGAUAAAACGUUUAACGGAAAUGAAAACGACCUUACAAAAUCUAGACAAUAUAUCAUUGGAUACCUUAAGGGCCAUGGAACAUGAUUUGAAACAGAUUAAUGUACCCUCAAAUCCGGAAAUUGAAAAGUUGCAACAACAGGUUAUAGCCAUCGUAGUGGAAUGUUUGAAUACGCGUUUUGAAACUAAAACCAGUUUGGAGAAUUUACUGGUGGUGCCUACAAGUCCCAAUUCUAAUCCUAAAGAUGAAGAUACCGAAAUAGUGAUAGUUAGCGAUACGGUAAGACAAAGAAGAGCACGUACACCUUCUUCUAAUUCCAAUUCACCCACCAAGGAGGUGAAUGAUUCAGCUAAUAGUUCUGCUAACACAACUCCACUAAAACCACAGGUGGGUUCAGAAAAUUUUGUGAGUGGUAAAUCUUCCCAACAAGUGUUGCCGGAUUUGUUGCCACCACAAACCUUCCGUUUAGCUGAAACCAGUGCUCUCUUCUCACAGAUUUCGAAAAAUCCCCACCAAAUGGAAACAGAUGUACCUCCGCCCAAACCCAGCAAACGUAAGAGUGCUGAUACACCUGCACAAAUGGUAGAGAUUAAGGUGAAGAAUAUCAACAGUGAUAAAAUGUCGGUGCAUAUGUCGGGAGAUAUGGAGCAGCAGCAAGGUGAAAUUGUGGACACCGUUAAUAUAUUGGAAUCAGUAGAACCUUUUGUACCCGAAUAUGUGGAAACAGUGCAAAUUGUGGAUUUAUCUGAAGAUUCAGAUUCUUCUCUGAGAGUAGACACCGAGGGAAAAGAAGUCAAAAGAAGUAAAAGUAAACGCUCGCUUUGCGACUCUCCUAGACCAGUUCUAGAAGAAAAUGAUUUAGAAGUCGAACUAAGACCCACUUUUCAACAAACCAGUACUCCCAUUUUAAGGGUCGAAAAGCAAAGAAUAUCAUUUGAAGAGAAACGCAAACGAGUGGAAAAAGAACGUGAUAUCUUAAGAGACUCUGAGGAAGAAGGAGAUGCCAAUACAACGGGCAAUUUUAAACAACCCAAAGCCAAAAGAUGGCGUCAACUACAAAUGGCUAUGGAAGAGUUGGAUAAUAGCAUGGCUGAACAUGAAGUUCGUGAUAGUUUCUAUAGCCCUGAUAAGGAUUUAAGUUUUGAAGUAGAACCUUUGGUCUUUUCCGAUGAUGAAGAUAUACCCAGAUUUUCUAUGGAAAUGACUCAACCUUUUGACUCGGAUAGUGAUACGAGUCGCAUUGAAACCCCCACCGCUAAAAAACCCAAUGCGUUUUCUAGUAAAAUCUUGCCUCAAUCGCCCUCUUUGGAUGAUUCCAAUAUUACAUUGAAAAGCCCCUAUGCCGAUAUAGCAAAACCUUUUUCCAAUACUGGCAGUUUAGAACAACGAGUUUUGGAGUUCGAAAAGAGUGCCAAAUAUAUGAUGGGCAAAUUGGAGAAAACUAAAGAGAAAAUUGAAAAGUGCUCAGAAGGAGAAAGAGCCGUUGAGGAUUUAAAAAUGCUUAUAGCACCCGAUGCUGCUACCUUAAUUUCCCAGGGAGAUUCUUUGGUCUUAGAGACUCAUGGCAAACAGGGCUCUUUAUCGCGUGUGGUCAUGAAAAGUCAAAUUAUUUUACGAGAGAAAUUUCGUGAAGUGCAACAGUCUAAAUCUAAAGUUUAUCCUGCUAAUAGAGAUGGUUCUAAUACACAUUCCUCUUUGGAUAAGGUUAGCAUGAAAGGCAUUAAUUUGGAGGAAUUGAUUGUCAAAGGUUUAAAACGCAUCAAAGACUUAAUAGAACGUCCUGUUGAUCGCAAAUCGGUGGAAGAUUUGGAGAAGCGUUUAUCGGAAAUUAGUGAUCGUCGUGACGAUUUAAAAUUGAUUGUUAAUGCCAUUGGCAAAAGUGAACAAAUGCCGAAAGUUAGUACAAUCAUGAUGAAUGAUAUUGAAACGACUAAAAACAAUUUGCAAACACAUGCUGAUACGGUGGAAUUAUCUUUGACAGAAUUGAAAUCGAAUGCUAAAGUUAAUAACACUAAUGGCAGUAGAGACUAUAACGAAGAACCCAGUGGUACGGGUGCUUUAGCUGGCAGUUUUGAUAAGUCGGUUUUACAAAUAUCCGAUUGGUUGACGUGGGAACAAAACAUGAUCAAAAUACAAAGUGUGCCUGUCCAUGAUGUUGAUGAGGUACGCAUGGCCAUAGAAAAGCAAGAGAAAGUUUUACGUGAAUUGAAAAUGAAAAAACCACAACUGAAUGAAUUGGUACACACCGCUGAGGUAUUAAAAGGAGACAUUAAACGUCAGCAGUUGCAGGAGAAGGAAUUGAAACAAUUUUCUUUAGCACCGCAUUGUUCAGCCGAUUUGGACUAUAUGCGUUGUUGUUUGAAAGUUACCCGUUUAAGGGAGCACUGGGAUGAGACUUCACAAUGUGUUCUUCAAAGAGCGGCUCAGCUGAAAAACAUGCUCAGUGAUUCACAGAGAUAUGAAGCUAAACGUUUGGAGCUUGAGAAAUGGUUACAACGUAUGGAAGCUAGAGCUGAACGUAUGGGUACCGUUGCCACUACUGCUGACAUAUUAGAGGCUCAACAAAAGGAACAAAAGUCCUUCCAUGCUGAACUCCAUCAAAAUAAACCACAAUUCGAAAUCUUCAAUCAGUUGACCCAAAAACUCAUAGCCGUUUAUCCGGCUGAUGACACCACCCGUAUAAAGAAAAUGACCGAAGCCAUAAAUCAAAGAUAUUCCAACUUAAAUAAUGGUGUCAUUAAUCGCGGCAAACAAUUGCACGCCGCUGUUCAUAGUCUACAAUCGUUUGAUCGUGCCAUGGAUCAAUUUUUAGCUUUCCUCUCUGAAUCGGAAUCAUUGUGUGAAAGUGCUGAAGCUGAAAUUGAACGUAAUCCGUUAAUGUUUAAGGAUUUACAAUCGGAAAUUGAAACACAUCGUGUGGUUUAUGAUCGUCUCGAUGGCACAGGACGUAAACUUUUGGGUUCACUCACCUCCCAAGAAGAUGCGGUAAUGUUACAGCGUCGUUUGGAUGAAAUGAAUCAACGUUGGAAUAAUUUGAAAUCAAAAAGUAUUGCAAUCAGGUAA
Lucilia cuprina (Australian sheep blowfly) is the source of this 8179-nucleotide messenger RNA. Its product is annotated as dystrophin, isoforms A/C/F/G/H. The transcript has 19 exons. Gene Ontology annotation, molecular function: protein binding. The record is from RefSeq and is a predicted model, not a curated record. Gene Ontology annotation, cellular component: plasma membrane. The coding region runs from base 233 to 8179 and encodes 2648 amino acids. Lineage: Eukaryota; Metazoa; Arthropoda; Insecta; Diptera; Calliphoridae. Gene Ontology annotation, biological process: synaptic signaling.